Messenger RNA from Galleria mellonella (greater wax moth), 7995 nucleotides. RefSeq names its product proto-oncogene tyrosine-protein kinase ROS (gene sev). Gene Ontology annotation, biological process: multicellular organism development; cell surface receptor protein tyrosine kinase signaling pathway; positive regulation of kinase activity. The coding region runs from base 251 to 7711 and encodes 2486 amino acids. Gene Ontology annotation, cellular component: signaling receptor complex; membrane. Gene Ontology annotation, molecular function: ATP binding; transmembrane receptor protein tyrosine kinase activity; protein binding. The transcript has 38 exons. Lineage: Eukaryota; Metazoa; Arthropoda; Insecta; Lepidoptera; Pyralidae. The record is from RefSeq and is a predicted model, not a curated record.
CGGAUGCGCGCGAUUCAGUCAACAAGUAGCUUUCGCUGCGUACGCGCACACACCAGUGCUCGUAACUGACAGUUAUGCCUGUAACCGCAUCUCGUAAUCCAUCGCUAAUUACGACUGGCUAGCUAUACAAAUUUUUGUGAUCUCGUGAGUUCAAGACUGAUGUUGUGAUAUAUAUAAUUAAAUAUGGACGUAUGUGGUUUGUGCGGAUGCCGGUAGCCAGUGGACUCGUCGGCUGUGGUCGGUGGGCACAAUGAGCGAGCUGAAUUGGCACAAAUGGCUAGUGUUGUCGCUGCUCGGAUUGGCUUUGUCCGCUCGGCCAAUUGGCUGCGAUUAUAGUUCCAUCACCGAGAAAUUUGGAGCGGAAGCCGUGGCUCGGUGCAAUGAAAAGUGUCCAUUCCAGAAUCGUACUGGAGAUGGUCACUUCGAUGUUAGCUGCGGAUCUAAUUGCAGUGUACAACAGUGCAGCGUUGGAUGCGGGCUAUGGCGAGAAGGAUUGGAAAAAUCAUGUCAAACUGUCUGCAACGUUACAUCGGAAACUACUAUUUCACGUGAAUUAUAUUGUGUAAUGGGCUGCAAUGAAGCUCUUAAUACAUACUUUCAAAAAUUGAGAGAGUUAAUCGGUACUCCGCCCGCGCCAGCUCUGGUGGCCGACAGCCUCACGGCUACAUCGCUGUCAUUAUUAUGGGAAGCACCAACGCCGGGAAAUUUAAGCUAUUUAGUACAAUGGCGAUACGAGGAGUUACCAGGCACCUGGCAAUAUUAUUCUAAUACUAGUCACUCAGAUCGAUCCAUAAUACAUGUCAAUAAUUUACGGCCUUACACAAAAUAUAGGUUUCGAGUAGCAAUAUUCUUAUCAGGCCGAGGUGGAACGGGUGAACCAUUUUAUUCUGCUCCAUCAGUGGUAAUUUUGACACUGGAGAGUGGAAAACCGAGCUCCCCACCGUCUUCGUUAAGAGCGGCGGCUCCUGACCCGAGCCGAGUUGCUAUAUCCUGGGAACCAGGACCCUUUCCGAAUGGACCUCUUAUAUCUUAUGUUCUAAGACUGACAGACACGCAGCCUAACACUAAUGAUGCUUUAGAGGACAUGCCAGCAUCAAACAACACGCUAUUCUAUAUGUUCCAAAAUUUAGCGGCAGAACGGGAAUAUGAAGUAUCAGUGGCGAUGAGAAACGUGGCAGGCGAAGGGCCAAGAGCAUAUGUUCGAGUGUCUACUCCUCCUUUACCCAAAUCUGUUCCUAGUCAGCAACCUAUACUGAUUUUGGGUGGAGAGCAAAAUAUUUUAGCAGCCCCUGCUAAUGACAUGUUCUCGGAGCCUAUAGAAUUAUACAGCACAGAACACGUAAUAACUGGUGUUGGUCUGGAUAUGUCUAGUGAUUCUCUUUUCACGUCUGUAUCUAACGGCUACGUAUAUCGAAGUUCACUUUCCAAAAAAAGUACAGCAGAACCAAUUUUUACUCCAGAAAAUAUUUCAUGCACUCCUUUAGAUUUAUCUGUAGACUGGUUAAAUAGACAUUUGUAUAUAUUGGGAGAAAUUCACUAUGAUGCCGACAGUUUAAAUCCGCUCAAUGCCACUCAUACGAUAUGGGAAAUUAUACGAUGCGACUUCGAUGGAAAAAACCAAAUUGUUGCUUACUCUGGUUUCAAUUCACGUCCAAUUCACUUUGAAGUCGAUGCUUAUAAUGGAUAUUUAUUCUGGGCAUUAAGAGGUGGAGAUCGUGGUGGCUUAUACAGACUAGAUUUGGCCAAUAUUUCUAAUGGAGUACGUCAUGAGUCACCUCCAGAAUUAAUAGUCAGAGAUGCACAUUUAGGAGCAUUUACUGUAGACCACGCUGAUUUUAGACUCCUGGUCGCUCAUCUCAAACGCAAUACAGUAUUAGCUGUAUCGCUCGAUGGUCGUGAAGUUACAGACUUCCGAAGCAAUACCCAAACACCAAUGUUCUCAGCGACACGAUCUAUUGCCUAUGCAAGCGGGCUCUUUUACUGGACAAAUGGUAGAGAAAUGCUGACUGAAGAGUAUCAUGCACAAAGUGACAGCUAUUUCCAUAAUGAAUAUCCUCUGACUUUUAACAUGAAAACUAUAGCAUCAAGGCAGGUGCUCGUAGCCCUUAGAAGUUGUCAACCUAUUCCAGUGCCUGUUAAUCCUCCGAUUGGAGUGCAAAGUGUAAUGGGUAUUAACCGCGCAAAAGUCUCUUGGUCACCGCCUCAUCUUCUUGGACAUCAAGGAAGCGGCGCUUGGCAACAAUGGACGUUUCAUCUUCAAUUAAUUCAUGCUGUUACUCAAGAUAUUAUAGACAUUAAAAAUUUAAGCGACUAUAUGUAUAUAGUUGAAAAUCUUGAACAGGACACUGAAUAUAACAUCAGAGUGGCUGCUGUUACAAAAUCUGGUUCGGGACCUUGGUCAUCAGAAUUUGUUGGUAAAACACUGGCUUCUUCACCUACAACUUUGCACAGCACGUUGCUUUGGUCAGGACCAGAUGGUCUUUUGCAAACAGAUUUAACAGGAGAUAAUUUGCAAACUUUAAUUCACAGAGCCCACUUAAAAAACUUUUAUAUUACUGAUAUUUCUUGGUAUCGUGACAAAUUAUAUCUAGUCACUAAUGCAUCAACUGUCAUGUGGUAUAAUACUACCUCCCAUGAGAAAGGCUUAAUGUCCAACAUGGAUAAUGUUGGAAGUUUAGCUGUGGACUGGGUGGGCAAGAAAAUCUAUUGGUCGAAUCCUAAACAACAAUUGAUCACUCGCGGUAACUUCGAUGGUAGUAAUCGAGAGCCGGUACCAAUAGUGACAGUUGCUAAAGAGCUCACCAUCGAUUCAUUAGGAGCGUACAUCUAUUGGAAUACAGGGCAUGCUGUCGAAGCUGCACGACUGAAUGGCGAAAAUAAAAUGGUUUAUUAUCCAGCUCAAUUAUUCAGUGGUAAACAAGUGAUGGGCCUUACGGCAGAUUUUGAAAAGAAAUGGUUGUAUUGGUUAGUAAGAAGUUACGAUGGCUCUGAACUACAUCGAGCUGCAACUGCUGAUCAGAUUUCACAGGGUAUAAGUGAGGUGUCCGGCUCCUUAGUGACUCGUCUGGCUGGUACAGCUACCCUAGGUCCGCUAUGUUACUUCAGCGGUCGACUUGUUUGGGUGCAAGAUGCUUCACGCGCGGUUGUAUCCGAUUUAUCUGGCAAAUAUACUGCUGAACUAGUGCCUAGAGUUCAUGUUAUUGCAGUUAGAGAUCCUACAUUACACGCAAACAGCGAAUCAUUGAUAGCCAUUCCGGAGACGAUUAACUCAUCAUCAAUAGCAGUGGUGGGCAAAUGGGACCGAUUCAACGUAACUUGGGCGCCGGCGGCUCGCGUCAAUGUAAAUAAUAGCAGAGUGUACUACGACGUUAGCUUACACUUUUCUGGACAACAUAAAAUUGAGAGGACAGUGGAGGCGCCGUGGCUAGAGGUGGUGUGGCAGGGCGGCGUCGCAGGCGGCGUGGCGCCGUACAGCGCAGCCGACGUGAGCGUGCGCGCGCACACGGCGUGGGGCGGCGGCGCGGCGGCGCGCGCCCGCCUGCACUCGCCGCCCGCGCCGCCCGCUGCGCCUCGCGCGCCCCGCCUCUACGUGCAACCGGCGCCACGCAGCGAGGGUUCGUUGUCCGCGAUAUUCCGAUGGGAGGCACCGGCGCGUGCGAACGGCGUGAUUCGCGGCUAUGAGGCACAGUGCUGGGCGCUGACUGCGGAUCGCGCUGCCGCCGCCGCCGCCAAACCCUCUGCCUGCGCCGACGCUCGCCUUUCGCCCGCGCACACGCAACUCGUGCUCAGGGAUCUCGUCCCUGCCUCCACAUACUACUUCCAGGUUCGAGCUUAUACGGACGCAGGUUAUGGACAAUAUUCUGAAGUAGUAUCAGCGUCCUCUGAUGAAGUGAAUCCCAUUCCAAAAGUAAUCAUAUCUUCACAAGAGUCUAUAAGGAUUGUUGACUUGGACUCCAGUGAGAGUGAAACUAUACCAAAGAGCAUGGGGAUACCAAUUGAUUUUGCUGUGUCUAUUGAAGAAAAUAUAGUUUAUUGGGUUAACAAUCUAGAAGAAAUAUUCUCAUCGAGGAUCAAUGGCAGUGGCCACUAUAAGUUGACUUCAAUCAAUGGAACUGCAACCAGCAUAGCUGUUGACUGGGUAUCACGGUCCGUAUAUUGGUCUCAACUAGAGAUUGUAUCAACCGAGUCCUACGUCGUAUAUCGAGCAGAUCUCGGCGUUCCCAACACUCGUCCCCAUAUUUCACGAGUGUUCGCUAGAAGACAACCUAUUUAUAGCUUGCAAGUUGUACCAUUGCUCAGAUCACUGUAUUGGUAUGAAGAAAGUAUACAUCCCGGCUUAGGUACACUCAUGACUUCAAAAGUAAACGGCUCCAAUAUAAGGAAAUUUUUCAACAACACCGAAAGUACUAAAGCCCAUGAUGAUUGCAAUUGUCCAGAAAAUCCCCAAGUGGCAAAAACGUUUGUUGUUGACAUGACAAAGAAUAAUUAUCAUUUAUACUGGAUAGAUCCUUGGGUGUAUCAGAUUGUAUCAGCGGAUAUCAAUGGUUGUAAAUGUAGGCUGGUCGUCGAUGCUACUGAAAAGAAAAAAUACGGCUUCACGCCGAUGUCGGCAACUAUCGACAGUAAAUUUAUCUAUUGGUUCAAUUCUACAGAAAAAGAAAUAUUUUAUACAAUUAAAAAUAAAAAGAGUAAAGUGCAAUAUGUUAAAACUUCACAUGGUUACAAGAUAAUGGCGAUGGAUCCAGCAAAUCAACCGUACCCCCCAAGACACUGUUUAUUUCCAAUAUCUCAAGUACUUCAACCAAAAGUCUUGACUAAUUCUGCAAAUAGUAUGACUCUCCAACUACCAACCAUCAGUAAACCUCAAGAAUGCUCUCAUUUUGAAUAUGAGACACCGGCGACAGAAUACACAAUAUUCUAUCGUUUGCAGUCAGCGAACGAUAGUACGACAUGUGACAGGGAAUCAUGCCCAUACGUUACAACUACAAGAACUGAGGUCGUUAUCAGUGACUUGAAACCAUUCACAAACUACACAGUUAUGUUAGAAGCUUCAAAUUAUUACGCCAAAUUACAUGAAAAGAAACCAAUUUCUGGUUUUCCAUUAGUUCUACAAACUGCUGCGGAAGCUCCACCGCCUCCAAGAAAUGUGACUGCUGUGGUUUUGAGUCCAGAGCUCGCACGCGUAGAGUGGGUUCCUGACCCUGGACUACGAUACGAACUGCAUUGGCGCACAGAUGAUAACUCAUUAUUGCCACAUAGGCUGAAAGAGCACAACACGUGGGAGGUGGCAGCAGGCGGCGCCGCCAACAUGACGCGGCUGGCGCCAGGCACAGGUUACAUUGCGUGGGUGCGCGCGCGGUCGCCUCACGGCGCGGCCGCGGCCGACUCUCCGCCACUGCGCCUGCGCACCUACCCCGCGCCUGCACCACCCGCUCGCGCCCGCCUCGCGCCGCAGCACGUGCGUCUGCUAUGGCCCGAGCCUACCUCCUACCGCCUGCACCGGUACGCGAUGGAGUACAGCGAAGCAACAGUCCCACCUGGCACUUGGAAAGAAUGUACGAAAACUGGCCCCAGUGAAUGGACUGCGAGUGGAUUGAAACCGCGCACCCGAUAUCGCUUCCGACUUCGCUUGCAGUAUGUACCGGGUGCACCGCCAUACUACUGGCCUAGUGACGACAGCUUCACCUACGAAACUCUUGGCGAUGUACCGGGCGCGCCGGGCGCAGUCCGCGCCGAGCAGCUGGGCGAGCGCGCCGUUCGCGCCUGGUGGGCCGAGCCAGACCCGCGCGGCGCCGCCGUGGGCGCCUACCGCGUCUGGGGCCGGCCGCUACACAGAGAAAAUUACAUUAACAUGACGAAAAAUAUAAGCGACAUUCCAUCCAAUUUACCUUCUGAUAUACCCGAAGAUAUCAAAAUGCAGAUUAUACAAGAAGGUUUAGAACUACUUCAUAAUGGCACAGAAUCAUACUGGCUGAUCGGCGCGGGCGAGGUGUCGGAGGGAUACGUGGUGCGAGUGCAGGCGCGCAACAGCUACGGGUGGGGCCCGCUGUCGGCGGCGGCCGAGCUACAAGCAGCGCCGCUCGCACUCGCACCGCGCCCGCACCCCGCCAUGCUUGCGCUAGCCGUCGCCGCACUCGCCGCACUACUCGUCGCCGUGGCCGCCGCCCUCCUCUACACAUAUAACAACCGUACUAAGAAAAAAGCUGCAAUUGAGAAUCAGAUUCCAAUAAAUGCACCGAGAAGAGGUCCCGAUGUAGAGUUGGCCACGCUUCGUCAACUUCCUAUUAGACAUUCCACUAAUAUAUUAUACAAUCAGGGGGUAUAUUGUCCAACUCACGCUGAAUUGGCCGGGUUACCUCACAUACGUAGGGAACAAAUUACCCUAACAAAGUUCCUCGGUUCGGGAGCAUUUGGAGAAGUCUUCGAGGGUGUCGCCAGGCAAAUCAAUGGUAGCACGUCCGACACUAAAGUUGCUGUUAAGACUUUAAGAAAGGGAGCAACAGAGCAGGAAAAAACUGAAUUCUUAAAGGAAGCAGCGCUGAUGUCUAACUUUAAACAUGAACAUAUAUUACGCUUGCUGGGAGUGUGCCUGGAUAACGACCCCAACUACAUCAUCAUGGAACUGAUGGAGGGCGGCGAUUUGCUUAGUUACUUAAGAGCAAAGCGCGCUUCGCUGUACACACCGGAAUCGUUGACGCUGUUGGACCUGGUGAACAUGUGCGUGGACGUGACGAAGGGCUGCCGCUACCUGGAGGAGAUGCACUUCGUACACCGCGACCUCGCAUGCCGCAACUGCCUCGUGGCGCAGCGCGCCGGUGGCCGUGUCGUCAAAAUCGGCGACUUUGGUCUCGCGCGCGACAUAUACAAGAACGACUACUAUAGAAAGGAAGGAGAAGGUCUGUUACCUGUUAGAUGGAUGGCAGUGGAGUGCCUAGUAGACGGUGUAUUUUCUUGCCAAUCUGACGUCUGGGCUUGGGCUGUAUUGUGCUGGGAGGUAUUGUCAUUAGGCCAACAACCAUAUCCGGCGCGUACUAAUAGGCAAGUGUUAGCGUACGUACGCGCAGGAGGAACGCCUGACAGACCGCCUAAUUGUCCUUCCGUGUUUUACGAGUUACUGCAAAAGUGCUGGAGCUACAAUGCGGAGGCGCGACCAUCGUUCCGCACCUGCCUGGAGGUGGUGACAGCCCUGAGGGACAAGACCUCACCCAACAUCACGCUCACCGCUACCCCUACGCCUGCGCCGCACUAUCUCACGUUGCUCCCCGACGCAUGUUCAGACGCCGUUGACAACCGUACCUACCUGCUGGACGAGAACGACAACGCCUUAGACGAAGACUACCCCGAGCAUCAGAUGGAGCCGUCGCGGCUGCUGCCCGAGAGAGCACCGAAGUACCUUGAGCUGAUGUACGAGGGCGACAGCGGGGACAGCGACGGGUGGGGGGUAAUAUCAGCGGAUGGCUACGAAGUUCCGCUUCCAGCGUCAUGCCGGCACAGCAUAGUCGGUGUGGCGCCGGCGCGGCUGGUUCGGCCGCCGGCGCGGCUAGCUCGCUCGCAGUCGCUACGCGGCGCCCGCGGAGUACGCCCACCUAACGCGACCAUCGUGCCGCUACGACGCGGGUUGACAGCACGUGCCUCCCUUUACGAUCCGCAUACGAGCCCGGCCCGUCCCCGCGUCCCCUUCGAUGACCACGUUUUCAAGACUACUUUCUGAACUGUGAUAUUAGACUACCCUAGUGUAUCAUUCCACCGAGAGUAUCGAGUUGUAAUUUAGCGUCUUAUUUAAUUAUUUAUUUAUAUCUGAUUGUAAAUAAAGGUAUUGACUCGUUGUAUAUAUUAGUGUAAGCCGAGCGCCUACUGUGUAAGCGAAUUUUAGAUGACGCUUGUACGAUGUACGGCAAAUAAUCUUGUAGCCUGUUGUAAUUCCUAAUGAAAUAUUUUUCCUAUAAAUAUAAUUGGGACUUGUAUGAUAAAUAAAACAGGAAAUUACUUAAGAAA